CUGUUGUUACCUUUGUGCUACCUUGGUGGAAAUAGGGUCAACAAUUUGGUGGGUGACCAGGCGAUAAGCCAAAUGCAACAGCAGGUGCAGCAGGUAAAGGCACCCCAAAGAAUUGGACAUGAAAAAUCACGGGCGUGCUUUUGGGGCGGUCAGGUAAAGGGUUCGUCCCACAGGCACCUGCACGGGGCAUAGCAUUAGCAGCAGGUCAAAUCUGCAAGCAUAUAUAAGGGGCACGUCGCCAGGGAAUCCUCACACAUUCACCACACGAUCGUCAUGGAAGCAACAACUGCAAAGACCGCCUACGCUCUGUUCCUGCACCGCGCCGAGCUGCAUCGUCGCCGCGCUCACUAUGCCAAGGUGUCGCAGACGAAAAUACAGUUAACUAGUCAGCUGAUUGCCAAGGUGAAGCAGCGCAUGGACACCUGCAGCUAUGAGGAUCUGCAGACGAUGGUGCGAGAGCAGCAGUUCAAGCGCUUGCUCGAGAAGAAGCUCCAGCAUCGCGCCAAGCAGCUCAAGGCGCUGGUCAAGCAGAACCGCAAGCUGAAGCGACUCCAGUAGAAAAGUGGACUAAGAUC
Molecule: messenger RNA, 575 nt
Organism: Drosophila montana
Lineage: Eukaryota; Metazoa; Arthropoda; Insecta; Diptera; Drosophilidae
Exons: 1
Coding region: 274-558 (94 amino acids)
Source: RefSeq, a predicted model, not a curated record